Pyrenophora tritici-repentis Pt-1C-BFP is the source of this 1233-nucleotide messenger RNA. The record is from RefSeq and is a predicted model, not a curated record. NCBI's taxonomy places the organism in Eukaryota, Fungi, Ascomycota, Dothideomycetes, Pleosporales, Pleosporaceae.
AUGCCAGAGUAUGCGAUCCUGUCACACACCUGGGGAGAAGACAAGGACGAAGUCACCUUCGAUGACAUAACUAAAGGAACAGGGACAACCAAGAUUGGCUAUAGAAAACUUCAAUUCUGUGCAGAGCAAGCUGCACUUCACAAGCUGUACUACUUUUGGAUUGAUACUUGUUGUAUCAACAAAGACAGCAGCACAGAGCUUCAGGAGGCGAUCAUCAGCAUGUUCAAAUGGUACCGGGACUCGACGAAAUGUUAUGUAUACCUGACUGAUGUGUCGGUUGACAGCUCAGCCGAGCGAGCAGAUGGUUUAAAAGAGAAUGGACACUCCAAGAGCUCAUUGCUCCGAAAUGCGUCGAAUUCUAUUCUGCAGACGGCAAAUGGCUUGGGAGCAAAUCAUCCCCUCCAGGAAAGAACUUUGUCGCAAUUCAGUAUUGACGAACGUAUGCGUUGGGUACAGGGACGCGAGACAAAACGAGGCGAGGAUAUGGCCUACUCUAUAAUGGGCAUUUUCGACAUUGAAAUGACACUUCUAUACGGAGAAGGCAAGGAAAAGGCUGUCGAUCGACUACGCAGAAAGAUAAGGAGACUCCAAGGAAAUGGCCGAGGCCACAGACUAGAAGAAAUUGUCCUCAAACGUAACCACUUCAAGUUCGUCUUGCAGAUCGGCACAAUGCUGCAAGAGGCAGGCAACCAAUUCAGUCUCGUCAUGGGUGACUCAAGUAAAGAAGGGCCGCCAGACUUAAUCGCGGUAAGCGAGACGGGUACCCGCGAUGAGAAUAUCGAAGUCAACGUCGUUCAUGGAGCUGGAAAUUGCCAAAUCUUCCUUCUCCGAAUCGCAACAACAGACUUUACGCCCUUGCUCAGCUGGACCAAACAAUUGGAUUUCACUCUCACAGACUGGAAUGGUGACGACACACUAGAUCUUGUCGUCAUCAAGAAAUCCCACACGACCACAAACAGUACUGAAGUCUACAUACUCUCUGGAGCUUCAAAUUUCCAACAUAUCCUGCUGCAGACUGGUAAGAAACUUGAACAGACGGAUAACACGUGGACAUUCGGCAUGGGAAAAUGGGCCACUGGCGAGCAGUCCGACUUGUUUGCCAUCAACAAAGAAUCAAACCCGCCUGAAGUCUACGUCCUGCGCGGCAACGAUAACUUCCAGUCCAUCAUCCUCCACGCCGAAAUUAACCUGGAUACAGCAAAUGCCGACUUUGACUUCCUCGUCACUGACUGA